Mycotypha africana is the source of this 1090-nucleotide messenger RNA. Its product is annotated as F/Y rich C-terminus-domain-containing protein. The record is from RefSeq and is a predicted model, not a curated record. Gene Ontology annotation, cellular component: nucleus. NCBI's taxonomy places the organism in Eukaryota, Fungi, Mucoromycota, Mucoromycetes, Mucorales, Mycotyphaceae. Gene Ontology annotation, biological process: regulation of cell cycle. The transcript has 3 exons. The coding region runs from base 293 to 1090 and encodes 265 amino acids.
GCAUAUUUGUGUUACCCCCCACAGUAUUCUAGCUGAGGAAGCUGAAAAAUUACCUUUUUCACGCAGCCACAAGAAGACCCAUCGUGGACCGCAAUCCGCUCAGUGUCGUCAACACGAAACCAAAGCGUCUAACCAUGGUGAUGUCCACAGUGAUAAUGGUCUACUGGAUGAUAUAGAUGAUCUUUUAUCUUCAUCCAGUGAUUCUGACUCUGAUACGGAAGUUUCUGCUGCAACCCAAGCGGAAAUACUGUCAUCUUUGUUGGCUCACCGACGUAACGAGAGAAACAAGCAAAUGCAACUGUCACCUCCGCAUGCAAGAGUACCAAAAAGGCAAAGGGACCAAGAAGAACAAGCACCACGUCCGAAAGCUCCCAAACGUCCGAAGAAACAGCCCAAGGGUAAAGCGUCUACUGAAAAGCAGCAGAAAGCGACUGCCGCUGACGCUGCAACGACUACCGUCGCCUCUGCCCCUCCCAAACGAUCCAAAGUGAACCCUGUCAACUUGAAAACCCGCCGUGUGCAGCCCAUUGAAAAGGAUGAAAAUGGCAAUCCCAAACUACCUCAAAACAUUGGCGUAUCUACUAUUCUUUGUCUUGGAGAAAUCGUCACUGAUAGAAAGACAUUCCAUAAUGAAAGAUAUAUUUUCCCCGUCGGCUAUAAAGUCCAAAGAACUUACCCCAGCAUGAUUCACCCUGAUGCCAAUACCAUCGUCACCUCUACUAUUCUGGAUGGUGGAGAAGGCCCUCUAUUUCACAUUUCUGCUGCUGAUCAACCUGAAGAACCCAUCGUUGCUAAUUCCGCUACAGGUGCAUGGACAGCGGUCGUCCGUAAAGCGAAUGAAAUAAGGAAGCGUGAUCAUUCUAACUCGGCGAGUGGUCCUGAUUACUAUGGUUUCAAACAUCCUACCAUUGCUAAAAUGAUUCAGGAUUUGCCAGGCGCCAAAAAGCUACCUAACUAUCUUUGGCAAUCUUUUGAAGAAAUGGAACCCAAAGCCGCCAAAGGUGUUAUGGCCGCUGCUCAGAAGAAAAGAGGAAACCUUGAAAUUAUGGGCAAUGCAAACCGAAAGACUCCAACAAAACAAAAAAGUUAA